AUGUCGGCCAAAACGAUUGCGCCACCGCAAACCUACUCGCGUUUGUUUCGUCCUUGGGACGGUAAGGAGGGAAAGUCGGCAGGAACUGCGUCGGAAGGGCGAGAGGAAGUGAACGCCGUCGGUAAAUUCCGUCCAGUUUCACGAGAUGAAACGGAAUCGGACUCAUGUUGCGUCAGUGAUAGUGAAAGUGAGCAUACGGUUAAGUCGGAACCAUCCACGGAUUAUCAUACAAGCCCAGUGAAAUUGAACGCGAGCUUCGAUCUAGGGCCACCGACACCAACCUCGGUCAACCCGUCCAUGAUGCACUACCCGUCGGCGGAUGUAGCCGCAUACUACCAGUAUUGCUAUCAGCAACAUCAGCAGCAACUGGCCGAACAUCCACUGCCUGGCCAUAUCCACGGCCUGCCGGAUACUCCAUCAGUUCUAGGUCCGUUUGGAGGACACACUGUUCCAGCAACGAUCGAUCCUUCGCUUGCCUUCACGUACGAUCAGAUGGAACAGGAGUACCUGCGAGUUCUAAGCGAAGACGCCAAGGCGAAACUGCUGGCUAGUCGCAAGCAGCGACCCAAGAAGUUCAAGUGUCCCCACUGCGAUGUGGCAUUCUCCAAUAACGGCCAACUGAAAGGACAUGUUCGCAUCCAUACCGGAGAACGUCCUUUCAAGUGCGACGACUCGAGCUGCGGUAAAACCUUCACCCGCAAUGAGGAACUGACGCGGCAUAAGCGCAUACACACCGGUAUCCGACCGUACGGGUGCCAGACGUGCGGCAAAAAGUUUGGCCGUCGGGACCAUCUAAAAAAGCACACCAAAACCCACAUGCCCCAGGAACGGUACACUUACGGGUUGGUACCGGCCUCCGCGGCAGCCGCAGCCGCCGCCGCCAUGUUAAUGCCAAUGUAUGCAACGCAUGUCUUUGGUUACUAA
Messenger RNA from Anopheles coustani, 924 nucleotides. RefSeq names its product early growth response factor homolog 1 (gene hkb). Gene Ontology annotation, biological process: regulation of transcription by RNA polymerase II. Gene Ontology annotation, molecular function: DNA-binding transcription factor activity, RNA polymerase II-specific; RNA polymerase II cis-regulatory region sequence-specific DNA binding. The transcript has 2 exons. Lineage: Eukaryota; Metazoa; Arthropoda; Insecta; Diptera; Culicidae. Bases 1 to 924 code for a protein of 307 amino acids. The record is from RefSeq and is a predicted model, not a curated record.